AUGGAUCAUCUCGAGCAAGAAAAUGGAGCGCUCCAUGAAGAAGUGGAAGCCAUGCAGAUUAAGAUGGGCGAAAUGGCUGAAGUGAUAAAGACAAUGGCGGAAGCACAAGCUCAAGCUCAAGAACAAGCUCAGGUUCUAGCACAAGCCCAGGCUCAGGCUCUAGCUCAAGCUCAUGCUCAGGCUCAUACACAAGCCCAAGCACCUCCUCCUCCUCCUAUCAGAACUCAGUUCGAAGCAUCUUCCUCUGCUAUCCCUGAAUGGACAAUAUGUGCCGACACUCCGACACACUCUGCUCCACAACGUUCCACGCCUUGGUUCCCACCUUUUACUGCUGGCGAAAUAUUCCGUCCCAUUGCUUGUGAAGCUCCGAUGCCUACUUCUCAAUAUGCAACUCGAGCUCCUCCGCCUUUUGCAACAAUUCCUCAAGCUACUAUGACAUACUCAGCACCUGCGAUUCAUGCUAUCCCGCAAGAUAACGAACCUAUCUUCCAUUCAAGGAGUAUGAGGGCCUAUGGUCAAGUGGAGGAUUUACAAGAGAAGUAUGAUGAGAUGUACCGUGAGAUGAAAGCUCUUCGCGGGAAAGAAAGAUUUGGAAAAACUGCUUAUGACCUCUGCUUGGUGCCGAAUGUCCAAAUACCCCACAAGUUCAAGGUCCCUGAUUUCGAGAAGUAUAAAGGGAACUCCUGCCCUGAGGAACAUCUGACAAUGUAUGCAAGAAGGAUGUCCGCGUAUGCUAAGGACGAUCAGAUCCUUAUUUAUUACUUCCAAGAGAGCUUGGCUAGUCCCGCCUCAAAGUGGUACAUGAAUCUGGACAAAACAAAGAUCCAAACUUUCCAUGAUCUGUGUGAAGCUUUUGUGCAACAAUACAAUUAUAAUGUGGAUAUGGCUCCAGACCGAAGUGAUCUUCAGGCUAUGACUCAGGGGGACAAAGAAACAUUCAAGGAGUAUGCCCAACGAUGGAGAGAUACUGCUGCCCAAGUCAGCCUGCGUAUAGAAGAGAAGGAGAUGACCAAGCUCUUCUUGAAGACUCUCAAUCAAUUUUACUACGAGAAGAUGGUCGGAAGUACGCCAAAGAACUUUGCCGAAAUGGUUAGCAUGGGUGUUCAAUUGGAAGAAGGGGUCCGAGAAGGACGUUUGGUAAAGGAUGGAACCUCUGCCAGUGGGACCAAGAAAUUUGGGAACCACUUCCCGAGAAAGAAAGAACACGAUGUUAAUGUGGUAGCCCAUGGAAGAACCCAACAAACUUAUCCAGUCUACCAACACGUCGCUGCCAUCACACCUACUGCCAAUGUUAUUCAACCACCAAAUACCCAGCCUCGAUUCCCACCAUAUUCUCAACAAAAUCCUCAACACCAAUAUCCUCAACAAAAUCCUCAACAAUAUCCUCAACAAUAUCCCCAACCACCAUACCAGCAACGCCCAUAUCAACAACAUCCCUAUCAACAACAACGACCUCAACAACAAAGAAUGCAAAUUGACCCGAUCCCCGUCACCUAUGCAGAGCUACUUCCAGGGUUACUCAGAAAUAACUCAGUCCAAACCAUAGCACCUUCUCCAAUACCAGAAAAACUGCCAACAUGGUAUAGAAUGGACCAGACUUGUGCUUUUCAUCAAGGGGGCCGAGGUCAUAAUAUUGAAAAUUGUUAUGCCUUUAAGAAUGUAGUGCAGAGGCUAAUCAAUGAGAAGAAGAUAACCUUCACAGACUCAGCGCCAAAUAUUCAAACCAAUCCAUUGCCAAACCAUGGUGCUGCAAUUGUCAACAUGGUCGAAGAUUGCCAAAAGACUCAUCAUAUUCUCGACGUUCAACGCAUCCGAACACCUUUGGUCCCGUUACAUGCCAAGUUAUGCAAAGUGAACCUCUUUAAACAUGAUCAUGAUGUCUGCAAAGUGUGCCUUCUAAAUCCCUGGGGUUGUCAGAAAGUGAAAGAUGAUAUUCAAAGACUUUUGAACCAAGGAGGACUGGUUGUUGAAAGAAAAUGUGAUGAUGUAUGUGUUAUAACUCCUGAAGAGCCUUUGGAAAUAUUUUACGACAGUCGGAAGACAAUUGCUGCUCCUUUAGUGAUCUGCUUGCGUGGUCCAAUACCUUAUACUUCCGAGAAGGCCAUUCCUUACAAGUACAAUGCCACUAUGAUAGAAGGUGGUCGUGAAGUUCCAAUACCACUUUUGCAUUCUGUGAGAAAUAUUACCGAAGAUAGUAGAGUGCUGAGGAAUGGGCGUGUUGUUCCUAUAGUGUUCCCGAAGAAAGUUAGUGCUCCGGUAAUUGAGGAGGCUCAAGCUAAGGAUUCCAGUGUUGUCAAAGAGGUAAGCCAGUCGAAUGGGGCCGGUGCAAGUACAGAGUUUGAUGAGAUUCUCAAGUUAAUAAAGAAGAGCGAGUACAGGGUUGUUGACCAACUGAUGCAAACUCCAUCAAAAAUAUCCAUAAUGUCUUUGUUACUGAAUUCUGAGGCCCAUAAGGAAGCAUUGAUGAAGGUCUUAGAACAAGCUUUUGUAGACUAUGAUGUGAGCGUGAGUCAAUUUGGUGGAAUAGUGGGAAAUAUCACUGCAUGUAACAACUUGAGUUUCAGUGAUGAAGAGCUCCCGGCCGAAGGAAGGAACCAUAACUUGGCUUUGCAUAUAUCUGUGAAUUGCAAGACCGAUGCUUUGUCGAAUGUACUAGUGGAUACCGGGUCGUCUCUGAAUGUGAUGGCCAAAACAACUAUUGCUCAACUCUCUUACCAAGGUACCCCUUUGAGACGAAGUGGGGUAAUGGUAAAAGCUUUUGAUGGUUCAAGGAAGGAUGUUCUUGGAGAGGUGGUUCUGCCUAUUACAAUCGGGCCACAAGUUUUCCAGAUUAAUUUUCAAGUGAUGGACAUUCAGGCGUCAUAUAGUUGCCUACUGGGCCGACCCUGGAUUCACGAGGCUGGGGCAGUAACGUCUACACUGCAUCAAAAGUUGAAGUUCGUGAGGAAUGGGAAGCUAGUAACGGUGAAUGGUGAAGAGGCUUUGUUAGUGAGCCAUUUGUCGUCUUUCUCUUUCAUUGGGGCUGAUAAUGUUGAAGGGACGCCUUUUCAAGGAUUUACCAUGGAAGAAAAAAGUACCAGGAAGAGUGAGGCAUCUAUUUCUUCUCUGAAGGAUGCUCAGAAAAUGAUACAAGCUGGAGGGUCUGCAAGCUGGGGAAAGUUGAUUGAACUUCCAGAAAACAAACAACGAGAAGGGUUGGGUUUCUUUCCAUCAGCUGAUUUGUCCAAGACAAAGACCGUCGCCGAGCCGAUAAAGGGUACUUUCCAUAGUUCUGGGUUUAUUCAUGCAAUUACUGAAGAUGAUCCUGAAGGAGUGCCACGAAGCUUUGUGACACAAAGGAGGUUUAGCCACAAUUGGGUUGCUGUAGAUGUUCCUUUUAUUGCUCAUUUGUCCAAAUUAAAAACCAAUGAACCCGUUGAACAACAUAACCCUAUGAUCUCUCCCAACUUUGAGUUCCCUGUGUAUGAGGCGGAAGAAGAAGAGAACGAAGAGAUUCCCGACGAAAUCUCUCGGCUACUUGAACAAGAAAGAAAGAUCAUUCAGCCUUAUAGGGAAGAAUUAGAAGCAAUCAACUUGGGUACCGAAGAAGACAAGAAGGAGAUCAAGAUUGGGGUAUCACUUGAGGUAAGUGUCAGGAAGCGAGUGAUAGAGCUUUUCAUAGAAUAUGUUGAUGUGUUCGCUUGGUCGUACCGAGAUAUGCCAGGUCUGGAUACUGAUAUUGUGGUACACCAUUUGCCUUUGAAGCCCGAGUGUCCGCCGGUCAAGCAGAAAUUGAGAAGAACCCGUCCUGAUAUGGCCCUCAAGAUCAAAGAGGAAGUGCAAAAACAGAUCGAUGCAGGUUUCCUCGUUACAUCAAAAUACCCUCAAUGGCUAGCCAACAUAGUGCCUGUUCCGAAGAAGGAUGGCAAAGUCAGAAUGUGUGUUGAUUACCGUGACCUUAACAAAGCUAGUCCCAAAGAUGAUUUUCCAUUACCUCAUAUUGAUGUACUGGUUGACAACACUGCAAAAUCCAAAGUGUUCUCCUUCAUGGAUGGUUUCUCCGGUUACAAUCAGAUCAAGAUGGCGCCCGAAGACAGAGAGAAGACGUCUUUCAUCACACCUUGGGGCACUUUAUGUUACAGAGUAAUGCCGUUCGGUUUGAUCAAUGCAGGAGCUACUUAUCAAAGGGGUAUGACUACUAUCUUUCACGACAUGAUACACAAAGAGAUUGAGGUUUAUGUGGAUGACAUGAUCGUCAAGUCAAUCACUGAAGAACAACAUGUUGAGUAUUUGCUAAAGAUGUUCCAACGGCUAAGAAAGUACAGACUUCGCCUGAAUCCCAACAAGUGUACUUUUGGUGUCAGAUCCGGAAAGCUUCUGGGCUUCAUUGUUAGUCAGAAAGGUAUUGAAGUAGAUCCAGACAAGGUCAAAGCCAUCAGAGAAAUGCCAGCUCCACAAAUAGAAAAACAAGUAAGGGGGUUUCUCGGACGACUGAAUUACAUCUCCCGUUUCAUUUCUCAUAUGACUGCAACAUGUGGGCCGAUAUUCAAACUCCUCCGCAAAGAUCAAGGGAUUGUUUGGACAGAAGAUUGCCAGAAAACCUUUGAUAGCAUCAAAGUGUACUUACUAGAACCUCCGAUUCUCAUCCCUCCAGUUGAAGGAAGACCACUAAUCAUGUACCUAACUGUAUUGGAAGAUUCCAUGGGUUGUGUGCUCGGACAACAAGAUGAAACCGGAAGAAAGGAGCAUGCCAUUUAUUAUUUGAGCAAGAAGUUUACUGACUGUGAAUCUCGCUAUUCCAUGCUCGAGAAAACCUGUUGUGCACUAGCCUGGGCUGCAAAACGCCUCCGCCACUAUAUGAUUAGUCAUACUACAUGGUUGAUAUCUAAGAUGGAUCCGAUCAAGUACAUCUUUGAGAAACCCGCUUUGCCAGGAAGAAUUGCCCGGUGGCAGAUGUUAUUAUCCGAAUAUGAUAUUGAGUAUCGUACCCAAAAAGCAAUCAAAGGCAGUAUCCUUGCUGAUCACUUGGCUCACCAACCAAUUGAAGACUAUCAGCCCAUCAAGUUCGACUUUCCUGAUGAAGAGAUUAUGUAUUUAAAGAUGAAAGAUUGUGAUGAACCGCUACUCGGGGAAGGUCCAGAUCCUGAAUCAAAAUGGGGUCUAAUAUUCGACGGAGCUGUUAAUGCUUAUGGUAGCGGAAUUGGGGCAAUCAUUGUUACUCCUAAAGAUACACACAUCCCCUUCAUGGCCAGGCUAACGUUCGACUGUACAAACAACAUGGCAGAGUACGAAGCGUGUAUUAUGGGUAUCGAAGAAGCCAUUGAUCUGAGAAUCAAGAACCUCGACAUUUAUGGUGACUCAGCCCUCGUAAUCAAUCAAAUCACAGGAGAAUGGGAGACUCGUCACCCCGGCUUGGUUCCCUACAAAGACUAUGCAAGACGAUUACUGACUUUCUUCAACAAAGUCGAGCUACACCAUAUUCCUCGUGAUGAAAACCAGAUGGCGGAUGCUCUGGCUACUUUGUCUUCGAUGUACCAAGUAAAUCGUCGGAAUGAAGUGCCACUGAUCCAUAUCAGACGUCUUGAGAGACCCGCUCAUGUAUUCGCCACUGAAGAAGUUGUUGAUGACAAGCCAUGGUUCCACGAUAUCAAAUGUUUCCUUCAAAGGCAAGAGUAUCCACUCGGAGCAUCCAAUAAAGACAAGAAGACUCUAAGAAGAUUGUCUGGCAAUUUCUUCCUAAACGGGGACAUUUUGUAUAAAAGAAACUUUGACAUGGUGUUGCUCAGAUGUGUUGACAAACAUGAGGCAGACUUAUUGAUGCAUGAAAUACACGAAGGAUCCUUUGGGACUCAUUCUAGCGGACAUACAAUGGCCAAGAAGAUACUGAGAGCAGGUUAUUACUGGAUGACAAUGGAAGCCGAUUGUUACAAGCAUGCCAGGAAGUGUUAUAAGUGUCAAAUCUAUGCCGAUAAGAUUCAUGUGCCGCCGACUGCACUCAAUUUUCUUUCCUCUCCGUGGCCGUUCUCUAUGUGGGGCAUUGACAUGAUUGGGAGGAUUGAACCCAAAGCUUCAAAUGGGCACCGCUUCAUUUUAGUGGCUAUUGACUAUUUCACCAAGUGGGUUGAAGCUGCAUCCUAUGCUAAUGUGACCAAACAAGUGGUAGUCAAGUUUAUCAAGAAUCAUAUUAUCUGCCGUUAUGGUGUCCCUAGCCGGAUAAUUACAGACAACGGGACGAAUCUGAACAACAAGAUGAUGAAAGAGUUGUGUGAUGAUUUCAAAAUCGAGCACCAUAAUUCUUCGCCUUACAGACCUCAGAUGAAUGGUGCUGUCGAAGCUGCAAAUAAGAACAUAAAGAAGAUCGUCCAGAAGAUGGUGGUGACUUAUAAGGACUGGCAUGAGAUGCUUCCCUUUGCAUUACAUGGAUAUCGUACUUCAGUACGCACAUCAACAAGGGCAACCCCUUUCUCUUUGGUAUACGGCAUGGAGGCAGUGCUUCCCGUAGAAGUUGAGAUUCCUUCGAUGAGAGUUUUAAUGGAGGCUGAAUUAUCAGAGGCUGAGUGGGUUCAAAGUAGGUACGACCAGUUGAAUCUAAUCGAAGAAAAACGCAUGGCUGCUCUUUGUCAUGGUCAGUUAUAUCAGAAGAGGAUGAAGCAGACUUUUGACAAGAAAGUUCGUCCCCGUGAAUUCAAAGAAGGUGACCUCGUGCUCAAAAAGAUCUUGACCUUCCAACCCGACUCUAGGGGCAAAUGGACGCCUAACUAUGAAGGUCCGUAUGUUGUCCAGAAAGCCUUCUCAGGUGGUGCCAUGAUCCUUCAAACCAUGGAUGGUGAAGAACUUCCACGUCCUGUAAACACAGAUGUAGUCAAGAAAUACUUUGUUUCUGAUGCUCAACUUUCGACU
Messenger RNA from Medicago truncatula (barrel medic), 6879 nucleotides. RefSeq lists its product as uncharacterized. The annotation marks the transcript as partial. The transcript is spliced from 3 exons. The record is from RefSeq and is a predicted model, not a curated record. NCBI's taxonomy places the organism in Eukaryota, Viridiplantae, Streptophyta, Magnoliopsida, Fabales, Fabaceae. Gene Ontology annotation, biological process: DNA integration. Gene Ontology annotation, molecular function: nucleic acid binding; RNA-DNA hybrid ribonuclease activity.